AUGAAGUACAAUUCAGUGUCACAUAUCGGCCGUCGAGUCGUACCACUAAUGGAUCGGUUCCUGUUUGAAGGAUACGGCGGUUUGGCUGCCGUUCCCGUCAGACAUAUCUCUGCGGACUCAACAGACUUGAAAGGAGUUUUGGCCAAAAAGAUUUCGGAACACCAAAAGCGAGUGAAGGAAUUCCGGAGCGCUUACGGACCUAAAGUGAUCGGAGAGAUAACUGUGGAUCAGGUGUACGGAGGGAUGAGAGGACUCAAGUCUUUGGUCACCGAAACCUCUUAUUUAGAUCCCGACGAAGGCAUUGCGUUCAGAGGCUAUUCUAUCCCUGAAAUCCGAAAAGCACUUCCUUCCGCUGCUGGCGGUGAAGAGCCUCUUCCAGAGGGCUUGUAUUGGCUGCUAUUGACAGGAGAUUUGCCGUCAGAAGCACAGGUGAAGGCUGUGUCCAAAAUCCUCGCUUCUCACGCAGAUCUGCCCUCACAUGUGGUAACGAUGCUAAACAACUUUCCAUCAAAUCUGCACCCAAUGUCUCAAUUCAGUGCUGCGGUCACCGCCUGUAACACGGAAUCCCUGUUUGCAAAGGCAUACACCGAUGGCGUGAAUAAAGCCACGUAUUGGGAACACACUUUUGAUGACUCCCUCCGACUCAUUGCUAAAUUGCCGACAAUUGCGGCCACUAUUUAUCGCAAUCUAUACCGCGACGGCUCAUCGAUUGGUGCGAUCGACACUAAUAAGGACUGGUCGGCGAACUUUACAUCUAUGUUGGGUUAUAACGAUCCCAAGUUUACCGAAUUAAUGCGACUCUAUCUCACAAUCCAUAGUGACCACGAGGGCGGCAAUGUCAGCGCUCACGCCACUCAUCUCGUCGGUAGUGCUCUUUCUGAUCCCUACUUGUCGUUUGCCGCCGGUAUGAAUGGUUUGGCGGGUCCUCUGCACGGAUUGGCCAAUCAGGAAGUGUUACUUUGGGUGACAAAACUGCAGAAAGAAUUGGGAGGAGAGGUGUCCGACGAUAAGCUCAAAGAUUUCGUGUGGAAGACCUUGAAAUCAGGACAGGUGGUUCCGGGCUAUGGCCACGCAGUGCUCCGUAAAACAGACCCGCGUUAUAUCGUUCAGAGAGAGUUCUCGUUGAAACAUUUGCCAGACUAUCCACUGUUCAAACUGGUGUCCCAGAUAUUCAAAGUGGUUCCGCCGAUCCUCUUGGAGUUGGGAAAAGUGAAGAACCCGUGGCCUAAUGUUGACGCCCACUCUGGCGUUAUAUUACAAUACUUCGGAAUGAAGGAAAUGAGUUACUAUACGGUAUUGUUUGGAGUGUCGCGAGCGUUGGGUGUGAUGUCAUCGUUGAUAUGGGAUCGAGCGCUGGGUCUACCGAUUGAGAGACCGAAGUCGAUGACAACCGAAGGGCUGCAGAAAUUAGUCGGCGCCACAUAAUUAUCAGACACACGACUAUUGUAUUAUUUAAAUGAAAUCCAAUUAAGACUGACUUUAAAUUUGAACUCUGUGUCUUUUGUCAUAAAACCUUUAGUAAAUUAAUUAAAUUGAAGUCUCGUGUGAUGUUUGAAUAGAUUGUGGUUAACAUUAUAUUCGGACAAUACUUGUGAUUAGAUUUUAGCACUUCAUCACUGAAUAGAAUCUCUGAUUCGGUUUUUAAUCCAUAAAGUCGUCGAUGACUUCGUAUUAUAAGUUUUAAUCGCAUUAACAGAAUGUGAAAUAGUUUUUAAUUAUUUAUGAAUAUAAUCACACAUUCUUUUAAAGCAAUAACUCAUACGUUUUGAAUGCAAAUUCUGUACAUUUAAAUAAAUUGAAUGUAAUUUUAUCUGUCGGUCAGUCGUUAAUAGCAUUAAAUUAAUUAAAUAAAAUAAUUUCAAAAGA
Molecule: messenger RNA, 1866 nt
Organism: Medioppia subpectinata
Lineage: Eukaryota; Metazoa; Arthropoda; Arachnida; Sarcoptiformes; Oppiidae
Source: the annotation of a GenBank genome assembly